Aspergillus mulundensis is the source of this 960-nucleotide messenger RNA. Its product is annotated as Zn(II)2Cys6 transcription factor domain-containing protein. Gene Ontology annotation, biological process: regulation of DNA-templated transcription. Bases 1 to 960 code for a protein of 319 amino acids. Gene Ontology annotation, molecular function: DNA-binding transcription factor activity, RNA polymerase II-specific; zinc ion binding. The transcript has a single exon. NCBI's taxonomy places the organism in Eukaryota, Fungi, Ascomycota, Eurotiomycetes, Eurotiales, Aspergillaceae. The record is from RefSeq and is a predicted model, not a curated record.
AUGGCCUCCCUACGUAAAGCCUGCCGGAAUUGCACUGCCUCCAAGCGAAAGUGCGUCAUCCAAGUUCCCAAGUGUACCCGUUGUGCCCAGCGGGGCUUGCAGUGCACGUAUGACCUUGAGCCUCUGAGCGCCCCGGUAGCCCAGCUUAGAGAAACGCCUCAACUCUCUUGGAACCCGUCGGCCUCCGAAGCCCCUGGAUACUGUUUGAUCCGGCGUGUCGAAACCCGGCCUAGCAAUAUCGACCCGGCCAUUUGCAGCCCCGGGCAUGAAUCCGCACUCGAGGUGCUUCGCCUGGGCUAUCAAAGUAUCCCAAGCCAGUUACGAUCUGGAAAGCCUGCGCUCUUCGUGCAUUCGAAGCUGCAACUGCAUGGCAAUCGCAAUCAUCUUGACCCCCUUGUGAAAUCGAAGACGGGUAUAGACUAUGAAGACUUCAUGCGCCUGGUCGGGCUGAAUAUCGAAGCAUUGCCGAUCAAAGAGGCUCUUACAGCCCUGCAAGCCCUCACCGUUCAUCUGGCUACUCUUGCGCUGGAUGGACGAAAUGUCCAAGGUUUUCUCGACCUCCUAGUGGAGUGGGCACAAGCUCUACUGGCAUCCGCUCAGACUCAAAUGCCCCCGGAACAGUCACCCUGGCAGACAUGGCUAUUCGGGGAAAGCGUCCGACGGACGAUAGUCAUGUCAUACGCUCUGGCCAUGGCCGUAAACAGUUUCACGAACGGAUACUGCACCUAUUGGAUGUUCUUGGAGUCUCUUCCGUUCGAUAGACGGGCCGGGCUGUGGAUGGCGGAGUCUCCACAGGCUUGGAUCGCAAACGCUGGAGUAAAAUAUGGCGAACAAGUCGGAGAACAGCUCAUAUCCUUCCAUGAGUUUGGGCUAAGUCACCAUAAGCCUGGUGACGAUUUCCGUGGAGACGCCUUUUUAAGUUUAGUGGCCGUCGGUCAUGGAUAUUCUUAUCAGUCAUAG